AUGUCCAGCGACCCGAAUUUCUCGCUCAUAAGCUUCUUGGAGUGCCUCAACGAGAUCGAGCACGAGUUUCUGCGAGAUAAAGGGGAGAAUUACCCCGUUCUCGUGCGUAAACUCCGAGAGCUGCAACAAAAGAUACCCAACGACAUUGCAAACCUACCCCGCGAUCCCGAAACGAUCCAGCAAAUUCACCAGACUACACACAGGAUUAGAGCCGUUGCCCAGGCAUUUAUACGUUUCGACCAGAAGUUCGUCUCUCUGUGUUCCGAGGUCGUUCACGGCACGAGCAAAGUCAUGCAGGAGUUCAAUGUCGUAAGUCCUGAUGUAGGGUGUCGAAAUCUUUCGGAGGAUCUUCCUGCGUAUCACAUGCGUAAACACUUUCUCCUUACUCUCGACAACCCUUAUCCGACUCAAGAAGAGAAAGAAACCCUCGUUAGGUUGACCAACGAAUCCACAGCAAGAGUUGGCCAGUCCAGCGUAAAUCGUCCUCCGCUCGAGGUUCAUCAGCUCACGCUAUGGUUCAUUAACGCACGCCGUCGUUCUGGAUGGUCUCAUAUUCUGAAGAAGUUCGCACGCGAGGAUCGUUCACGGAUGAAACAUCUGGUACGGGCCAAGCUGUCUUCAUCAAACCAGUCUACUCCUCCUUCAUCGACGUCUGAUUCUCUCUCAAACAAUCUAGACGACGUUCUAUCAGACAACCUCGGACGACCACUCACACCUGUUGACAAGCAGCAGUUCGAAGAUGACUGGGCAAGCAUGAUCAGCUGGAUCAAGUAUGGCGUGAAAGAAAAAGUUGGAGACUGGGUCUAUGAUCUCUGCGCAGCGAGCAAGAAGACUCCGAAGCCUGGCAUGCCACGUCCCGUCACCACAGUAGCGAAGCGCCAUCCAGCGCGCAAAACUAAACCAGCCGCAAAACCAAAGUCAAGAACAGCGAACCCGCGAGCAAGCACAACACCUUCCAUUGACAGCACCUUGGACAGUUCAAAGCUAGAGUCGACUCCAGAACUCAGCAUGUGUUCGACAGCGGACACGAGCUUCAGUACAUUCGGGAGCAGUCUCUCAAUGUCUCACUACAAUCCCUUUCAGGAUGGAAACGAUAUUCUACAGAGUCCGACAGUCAAAGCCAGGGGCAAUAGGAAAGUCAAAGCGCUUCCGAAGCGGGCUGGAAAGCAGCAGCCUGACGAGGUCGACAAUGACAAACAGGAAAAAUUUUCGACGAGCAUCUUCGACAAUGCGACUGAGGAGAUCAAACCACACCUAUCAGGACACACGCAGGUCAAUGGCGGCGGUCAGACCAUCUCGUAUCUCUCGAAUCAGCUUACCGCUUUCCCACGCUUUGGAACGCUUGGAUCGGCGCAAUUGCAGCUGCCAAUCCUGCACACGGAAUCACUCAGUUCUAACAGCCUUUCUACUGCGUUUGGCUGA
Molecule: messenger RNA, 1422 nt
Organism: Mycosarcoma maydis (corn smut)
Lineage: Eukaryota; Fungi; Basidiomycota; Ustilaginomycetes; Ustilaginales
Product: b mating type locus, bE1 allele
Exons: 2
Coding region: 1-1422 (473 amino acids)
Biological process (GO): regulation of DNA-templated transcription
Cellular component (GO): nucleus
Molecular function (GO): DNA binding
Source: RefSeq, a predicted model, not a curated record